AUGGCGAGAGAUGAGAACAAAGAACUUACUUGUACAUCUCUUCAGUUCUUCAUUUUAAUUCGUUCCUUCUUUCUUCCUUUCUAUCCUUCUUUCUUCCUUUCUAUCUUUCUUUCUCCCUUCUUUCAUUCUUUUUGUCUCUCCGUUCUUCAUUUCCUUUCUUUCGUUCCUUUCUUCUUUUUUUCUAUCAUUUUUCUCUCUUCUUUCUUUCUUUCGUUUUUUCUUUCUUUCUUUCUUUUCUUUCUUUCUUUCUUCCUGCGUUCUUCCUUUUCUCUCCUUUGUUCCUUUGUUCCUUUCCUCCUUCCUGCCUUGCUUGAUAUUUCUUUCUUUCUUUCUUUCUUUCUUUCUUUCUUUCUUUCUUUUCUUUCUUUCUUUCUUUUCUCCGUUCUUCAUUUCCUUUCUUUCGUUCCUUUCUUUUUUUUUUUUCUAUCAUUUUUUCUCUUCUUUCUUUCUUUUUUUUUUUUCUUUCUUUCUUUCUUUUCUUUCUUUCUUUCUUCCUCCGUUCUUCAUUUCCUUUCUUUCGUUCCUUUCUUCUUUUUUUCUAUCAUUUUUCUCUCUUCUUUCUUUCUUUCGUUUUUUCUUUCUUUCUUUCUUUUCUUUCUUUCUUUCUUCCUGCGUUCUUCCUUUUCUCUCCUUUGUUCCUUUGUUCCUUUCCUCCUUCCUGCCUUGCUUGAUAUUUCUUUCUUUGUUUCUUUCUUUCUUUCUUUCAUUCUUUCAUUCUUUCUUUAUUUCUUUCUUUCUUUCUUUCUUUCUCCGUUCUUCAUUUCCUUUCUUUCGUUCCUUUCUUCUUUUUUUCUAUCAUUUUUCUCUCUUCUUUCUUUCUUUCGUUUUUUCUUUCUUUCUUUCUUUCUUUCUUUCUUCGUCUCAUUCUCUCUUCUUCGCUUGAUUUAUUUAGCUUUCAUCAACCUUAUAUUCUUAGCUGCGUUCUUCCUUUUUCUCUCCUUUGCUCCUUUCCUUUGUUUCCUUUCCUCCUUCCUUUCUUUGCUUGAUAUUUCUUUUUUGUUUCUUUUUCUUUCUUUCUUUCUUUUUCAUUCUUUCAUUCUUUCGUUUUAUUUCUUUCUUUCUUUCUUUCUUUUUGUCCCACUUUUUCUUUCUACGCUUCAUUUUUCUAGCUUUCAUCAAUCUUCCAUUCUUAGCUCCGUUCUUCAUUUCCUUUCUUUCGUUCCUUUAUUCUUUUUUCUCUCUUCUUUCUUUCCUUCUUUCUUUCUUUCUUUCUUUCUUUCUUUCUUUCUUUCUUUCUUUCUUCGUCUCAUUCUCUCUUCUUCGCUUGAUUUAUUUAGCUUUCAUCAACCUUAUAUUCUUAGCUGCGUUCUUCCUUUUCUCUCCUUUGUUCCUUUGUUCCUUUCCUCCUUCCUGCCUUGCUUGAUAUUUCUUUCUUUGUUUCUUUCUUUCUUUCUUUCUUUCAUUCUUUCAUUCUUUCUUUAUUUAUUUCUUUCUUUCUUUCUUUCUUUCUUUCAUCAAUCUUCCAUUCUUAGCUCCGUUCUUCAUUUCCUUUCUUUCGUUCCUUUAUUCUUUUUUCUCUCUUCUUUCUUUCCUUCUUUCGUUCUUUCUUUCUUUCUUUCUCCGUUCUUCAUUUCCUUUCUUUCGUUCCUUUAUUCUUUUUUCUCUCUUCUUUCUUUCCUUCUUUCUUUCUUUCUUUCUUUCUUUCUUCGUCUCAUUCUCUCUUCUUCGCUUGAUUUAUUUAGCUUUCAUCAACCUUAUAUUCUUAGCUGCGUUCUUCCUUUUCUCUCCUUUGUUCCUUUUGUUCCUUUCCUCCUUCCUGCCUUGCUUGAUAUUUCUUUCUUUGUUUCUUUCUUUUUUUCUUUCUUUCUUUCUUUCUUUCAUUCUUCUUUAUUUCUUUCUUUCUUUCUUUCUUUCUCCGUUCUUCAUUUCCUUUCUUUCGUUCCUUUCUUCUUUUUUUCUAUCAUUUUUCUCUCUUCUUUCUUUCUUUCGUUUUUUCUUUCUUUCUUUCUUUCUUUCUUUCUUCCUCCGUUCUUCAUUUCCUUUUUUUCGUUCCUUUCUUCUUUUUUCUAUCAUUUUCUCUCUUCUUUCUUUCUUUCGUUUUUUCUUUUCUUUCUUUCUUUCUUUCUUCUUUCAUCUUAUAUUCUUCCCUUCUUCCUUUUCUCUCCUUUCUUCCUUUUUCUUUUCUUUCUUUCUUUUCUUUUCCAUCAACCUUCUAUUCCUAGGUCAGUUUUCCUUGUCCUUCUUUCGUUACUUGUUUCUUUCUUUCUUUGUCCCAUUUUCUCGUCUACGCUUCAUUUAUUUAGCUUUCAUCAACCUUCUAUUCUUAACUCCGUUUUUCAUUUUCCUUAUUUAUUUCUCUCCUUCCUUCCUCGCUCUUUCUUUCUUUCUUUGUCUCAUUUUUUUUCUUAUUCGCUUCAUUUAUUUAGCUUUCAUCAACUUCCAUUCUUAGUUCCUUUCUUCAUUUCCUUCCUUCCUUCCUUCCUUCCUUCCUUCCUUCCUUCCUUCCUUCCUUCCUUCUUCGUCUCAUUUUCACAAUAUUCUAAAUUGAGGACCAUGCCAUGGUAG
This is a messenger RNA of Acanthosepion pharaonis, 2505 nucleotides long. Lineage: Eukaryota; Metazoa; Mollusca; Cephalopoda; Sepiida; Sepiidae. The record is from the annotation of a GenBank genome assembly.